GUCUCUGGAGUACGCCGAGAAACUGAGCUGCGGGCCGGAGAGCAGCUGAGCCCCAGCCGCGCAAAGCAAACUCCACUUGUAGGGAGCCCGUGAGCCACGGUGUGGGAGAAUCGGUAGCACCCUGCCAGGCACAGCCCCCACAGUACGUGGAGACCUCGCCGCUUGCAAAAAGCAUGUCACAGUAGUUUCCCCAUGCGUAGCAACACAUUCAACCAUCAAGCCGAACAGGCUUUUGAUAACACAAGAGCACCCCCGAAUUAGGCUGUGCCCCCUAAAUUAUUAAAGUGAUUCCAGCAAGAUUCUACCAUGCUUUGGAGGAGGAAGAUGAGGAUUCUUGUACUUCUGCUGCUUUAUCAUUGUGCUGCAAAGAAAGCCAAAAGUUACAGCACUUCAGAUCCCAACUUUAUUGUAAUCAUGGUUGAUGACCUUGGCAUUGGAGAUCUGGGAUGUUAUGGAAACAAAACUUUAAGAACCCCUAAUAUUGACAAGUUAGCUAAAGGAGGAGUGACAUUUACUCAGCAUAUAGCAGCAUCUCCACUGUGUACCCCAAGCAGAGCAGCUUUUUUGACAGGCCGAUAUUCCAUCAGAUCAGGAAUGGCUGCAUUUUCAAACAUUGGUGUCUUCUUAGUUUCUGCCUCUUCUGGUGGACUUCCCACUGAAGAAAUAACAUUUGCGAAACUUUUGAAGCAGAAAGGUUAUUCUACAGCUCUUAUAGGUACAGCUAUUGAUAUAUGUAUGGUUGUAUUUGUUACAGUCAUUGUGUAUGGAGAUCUGAUACUCAUCUUCGGAAGCAAGUCCUCUUUUUCUCAACUUAGUUAUGGAUUUGAUUACUUCUAUGGGCUCACCAUGACCAAUCUUAGAGAUUGCAAACCAGGGGAAGGCAGUGUGUUUGUGGCAGGGGUUCAACCAUACCUAGCCACUCCACUUCAGCUCAUUGGCAUCCUCUUAAUCUCUUUGGGGGUGCUGCAUUAUGUUGGCUUCCUCAGAAUACCCCCUGGAGCAGUAGGAUACUCCUUUUUAAUACUUAUACUUUUGCUUGGACUUUUGCUCAUCUUCUUUUAUACUUUUCGAUAUUUAAACUGCUUCUUGAUGAGGAAUCACCAGAUUAUCCAGCAGCCACUGUCCUACAAGAACCUUACUCAAAGAUUGACUGAAGAAGCUGUACAGUUUAUAGGAAGGAACACUGAUGCACCAUUUCUUCUUUUCCUGUCCUACCUUCAAGUCCAUACUCCUCUAUAUGCAUCAAAGGAUUUCAAAGGAAAGAGCAAACAUGGAUUGUAUGGGGAUGCAGUAGAGGAAAUGGAUUGGAGUAUAGGAAAGAUUCUGCAUGUGCUAAAGAAAUGGAAUCUGAAUAAUAAGACUCUUGUAUAUUUCACAUCUGACCAGGGAGCUCAUGUUGAAGAAAUUUCUAACACUGGAGAAGUCCAUGGAGGAUAUAAUGGAAUUUAUAAAGGCGGAAAGACCACAAACUGGGAAGGAGGUAUUCGUGUGCCAGGUCUUCUGCACUGGCCAGGAGUGAUACAAGCGGGUGUCAGUAUUGAUGAGCCUACAAGUAACAUGGAUAUAUUCCCUACAAUUAUUAAACUUGCAGGGAUACCAUUACCCAAUGACAGAAUUAUUGAUGGACGUGAUCUGAUGCCCUUGCUUCAAGGGAAAAUUCUCCGAUCCGAGCAUGAAUUUCUCUUCCAUUACUGUAAUGCAUAUUUAAAUGCAGUGCGCUGGCAUCCAGGAAACAGUGAAUCAAUUUGGAAAGCUUUUUUCUUCACUCCAAACUUUAAUCCAGAAGGCUCCAACGGUUGCUAUAAUGCCCAUGUGUGCUAUUGCUCCGGAAGCUCUGUGACACACCACAACCCACCACUGCUCUUUGAUCUCUCCAGAGACCCCGGAGAGAAGAAUCCACUGACACCGCAGACUGAGCAUCAUUUCUAUGAAAUCCUUGAUGUCAUUCAACAAGCAGUAAACAACCACACCAAAUCAUUGCAUAGAGUCUCCGACCAAUUAUCCUGGGGGAAUAUCCUUUGGAAGCCAUGGCUUCAGUUAUGUUGCUCGUCCGUCUUUCUGUCUUGUUACUGUGACCAUGAGUCUGAAGAAAAACUGAGCUUGCCUAAGGUGUAAUGGCACUGCAACAUCCACACAUGUUUUUUUGGAUAAACCUCUUCAAAUUUUACCUCCAGUAAUUGGAACAAGCAGUAUUGUUAGGUGGCUUUUCUUGAACCACUAUACUACAUAAUCUUUACAAUCCCACUGGGGCUGUUAGGACUAGCAUAGGUCUAUAGUAUCUGCUGGAAUCCCAAAUCCUACUACAGUAAAACUCCAAUGCUCCGGCACUUCUGAUGGUCCGGCACCAUUGGGAACCCGGAAGUGCUCCGGGCAGCUGGACAAUUGGAGCUGCUCUGUGCCUGG
Molecule: messenger RNA, 2403 nt
Organism: Pelodiscus sinensis (Chinese soft-shelled turtle)
Lineage: Eukaryota; Metazoa; Chordata; Testudines; Trionychidae
Source: RefSeq, a predicted model, not a curated record